AUGGAGACAUCAAUCGAGAUUGACCCGGCUUAUUGUGACCUUGGACGCGACGACUAUGUAGAUAGUGACUUCGCUUCUGAAACAACCUCUCUAGCAUCGUCCAUCUACCGGGGAGUGUUCGAAAAUGGAAGACGCUAUCAAACUGUGAGGGAGGGUGGAUCUUGGUGUCCGUCCGACGAGCAGCAAUUUGAGAGCUUAGAGGCAGCUCACCUCCUCUGUAUACUCCUAGACGCCGAUACCGACAACCCACUCUUCCACGCACCAGUGACAGAUCCCAAGCAAAUCCUGGACAUCGGCACAGGCCGAGGAAAUUGGGCCAUCGAUGUAUCCGACAUGUUUCCAAAGGCAACCGUCAGAGGCGUAGACCUCUUCCCCCCACCAGUAGACUGGCUCCCCCCAAACUGCAUCAUGGAAGUCGACGAUGUCCUACAGGAGUGGACCUGGCGCAAACCCUUCGACCUAAUCCACAUGCGCCAGCUAAUAGGCGCCUUCACGCCUGUAGAAUGGGACUGUGUAUUCACACAGUGUUACAAAAACCUAAAACCAGGCGGCUGGCUCGAACAAAUAGAAGGCGACCCUCGAAUCCAAUGCUCAGACUCCAGCAUGCCCACAAACUCCAGCAUGGUCCAGUUCACGGAAGCGGUGUUCCGCGCCGGACAGGAAUGGAAUCACCCCCUCGAUACGCUGGACACGAUGCGCACCGCGAUGGAAAAGGCCCGCUUUGUCGAUAUCCACGAGAAGACGUAUAGGUGGCCUAUUGGGCCAUGGGCGCGAGAUCCUACACUCAAAGAAGCGGGGAGGUUGCAUUAUCAUCAGUGGACGGCUGGUAUGGAGGGUUGGGGGAUGUACCUUCUUACUAAGUUUGGGGUUCCGACGCCGUGGACGAAGGAAGAGGUGCUAGUUCUGUUGGCGAGGGCUAGGAAGGAGUUGCAGGACCCGCAUAUUCAUAUGUGGCAGCAUGCGAAGAGGGUUUGGGGGAGGAAGCCUACGGCGGAGGAGGUGGAGGGGAACGUGAAGAUUGAGGUUGAUGUUCAGCACUAUGGAAUGUAG
This is a messenger RNA of Penicillium samsonianum, 1050 nucleotides long. Its product is annotated as class I SAM-dependent methyltransferase. The record is from RefSeq and is a predicted model, not a curated record. The transcript has 11 exons. Bases 1 to 1050 code for a protein of 349 amino acids. Gene Ontology annotation, molecular function: methyltransferase activity. NCBI's taxonomy places the organism in Eukaryota, Fungi, Ascomycota, Eurotiomycetes, Eurotiales, Aspergillaceae.